This is a messenger RNA of Salvia splendens (bonfire salvia), 2805 nucleotides long. RefSeq names its product IST1-like protein. Gene Ontology annotation, biological process: protein transport. The record is from RefSeq and is a predicted model, not a curated record. The transcript has 5 exons. The coding region runs from base 1241 to 2284 and encodes 347 amino acids. Lineage: Eukaryota; Viridiplantae; Streptophyta; Magnoliopsida; Lamiales; Lamiaceae.
UGAGACUGGUCACGAAGCCUCUGCUAGGAUUCGGGUGGAGAAUAUUCUACGGGAAGAGAAGAUGAUGGCUGCUCACGAAUUGGUUGAAUUGUUCUGUGAGCUUAUUGCUGCUCGUCUUCCUAUUAUGGAUGCACAAAACCCUAAAGAAAUCCCCAAAUUCCAUACGCUAUGGCGGAGGGAGUGACAAGUCUGCUCCCAGCGAAGCUCUGAUUUCCUCCGUGCCGUCCACCCUCCGGACUCCACAACCACAACUCCACAAGUCCGCCCCUGCUGACUGCUGCCUCUCCAAUUUCCAUCUCAAGAAGAAGCUCAACCAUUCUCAAAUUCCAGAAGCAUAAUUUCAUAAAUUUGAAGGUAUGGAGAAAUAUUUUGGAAAAAGACCAAGAAUUUUGGAUUCUUGUCCAGAACUAGAAGCACAGAAUGCUGAAGAAAAUUUGAUGGAGAAUGAUGAUAUAAAUGAAAGUGAAAUCAAGGCUGAUCCUGGUUUGCGAAAACCAAUUGCAGAAUAUGGUGUGAAUAUCUGGGAUCGUAUUCGUAGAGAAUAUGUAGCAAAAGGCCCUUGUCAACCAAAGGGUAAUAUUUUUCAAAGAACGCGUCAAGGAAAAGAUAAUAGGAGUUUUAGAGAUGCUUGGUACAAAGAUUAUGAUUGGCUAGAAUAUAGUGAAGCGAAACAUGCCGCAUAUUGCUUUUACUGUUUUCUUUUCAAGCGUGGUUAUGUGGCACCGGGAGAUGAAGCCUUCACUAGUUGUGAUUGUUCUAAUUGGAAAAAAGCACUAGAAAAAUUCAAGGCGCAUGUUGGGGAUAAAAGUAGUGCACACAACAAAGCAAGGAUAGAAUAUGAAAAUUUUGUCAAUCAAAGGCAAAGUGUGACUUAUGUUGUAAGUAGAGGUAUGACAACAAAAGAAAAGGAAUAUCGAAUUCGAUUGACUGCAACUGUUGAUGUAGUUCGUUUUCUUUUGAUUCAAGGUUUGCCUUUUAGGGGACAUGACGAGUCAUCUACGUCUUUGAACAAAGGUAAUUUUCUUGAGUUAUUAGAAUGGUAUGGUUUGAGGAAUGAUGAAGUUGGUAAAGUGAUUUUGAAAAAUGCCCCUAGAAAUAACCAAAUGACUUCUCCAUCAGUCCAAAAAGAUAUGGCUAAUGCUUGUGCGGUGGAAACCACACUUGAUAUAUUGGGAGAACUUGGAGACAGACACUUUCAAUCCUAGUUGAUGAGUCACGUGAUUGCUCAACAAAGGAGCAAAUGGCAAUUGUCAUAAGAUUUGUGAACAAGGAUGGUCAGAUAAUUGAAAGGUUUUUAGCUUUGGUUCAUGUCAAAAAAACUACAUCAGUUUGUUUGAAAGAGGCAAUUGACUCCGUAUUUGCUAAGUUUAAGUUAUCUUUGUCAAGAUUGAGAGGCCAAGGAUACGAUGGAGCAUCAAACAUGCGAGGUGAAUGCAAUGGAUUGAAAGCACUAAUUUUAAAGGAAAAUUCACCAGCUUGGUAUGUCCAUUGUUUUGCCCACCAACUUCAAUUGGUAUGUGUGGCCGUGUGCAAGACAAAUCAAUAUGUUUGUGAUUUUUUCAGUUAUCUUAUCUCGAUUGUCACACCAUGUGGUUCUUCUUGCAAAAGGGCUGAUAUGAUUCGACUAAUUGAGCACGAUAGACUAGUUGAAAUGAUAGAGAAUGGGGAAAUCGGUACUGGUAGAGGCCAAAAUCAAGAAACUUCUUUGAAGAGACCAUGUGAUACUCGAUGGGGAUCUCAUUAUGUCACCGUGAUUCGUCUUGCAAAUAUGUGGCAGUCAGUAACCGAAGUACUUGAAAACGUACUUGUUGAUGGAGAAGAAUAUGAAACAAGGGGCAAAGCUAUAGGUCUCGUACAGAAAAUGGAGACUUUUGAAUUUGUAUUCAUCCUUAUGUUGAUUAAACAUUUGUUGGGGGUUAUUAAACCAUUGUCUUGUGCCUUGCAACAAAGAGAUCAAGAUAUUUUAAAUGCGAUUUUCUUGAUGGAGAAUGUGAAAGAAAGCUUGAGAUCAUUUCGAGAAUUUGGAUGGGAUACUCUCUUGCAAGAAGUGAAUGAUUUUUGUAGGGCAAAUGACAUUUCAAUAACAAACAUGGAUGAUGAUGCUCCAAAGCGGAUUAGUAAGAGGAAUGGUUCAAACAUCAAGAACUACCAUCAUUAUCGUGUUGAAAUAUUUUGUCAGGUCGUCGACUUACUUACACAAGAGAUGGAAAAUCGUUUCUCUGAGGCAUCCGCAGACUUACUAAGUUGUAUGGCAUGCCUCGAUCCAAAAAAUGAUUGCUUUUAACGUUCAUAAGCUUGUUCAUCUUGCUACUCUUUACCCAAAGGACUUCACAUCGACUCAACAUACUGAAUUGUUUAAACAACUUGAAACUUUUGUUGAUGUUGUGAGAAGAGAUGCACGAUUGAAUGGUAUUGAAGAUUUGGCUAGCCUAUCUCAGAAGAUUGUUGAAACCAAGAAAGAUAAAGUUUUUCCGUUGGUUUAUCGUCUGAUUGAGUUGGUAUUGAUCUUACCUGUAGCGACUGCAUCUGUUGAAAGAGUAUUUUCAGCAAUGAAAUUUAUCAAGACUGACUUGCGGAAUAGGAUGGGAGAUGAGUGGUUGAAUGACAGUUUGGUAGUAUACAAUGAAAGAUCCAUCUUUGCUAGUGUUUCUAAUGAAAGAAUCUUGAAACGUUUUCAAGAUAUGGAUACCCGUAGAAAUCAGUUGUCUCGGUUAACAGAUGCUAGAGCUACUUGAAUUAUAAUAGACUUUCAUUUUGCUAAAAAAACAUAUUGAAGUAUUAUAUUUAAUAUUUUAUUAUUUAUUA